GAUUAACUGCGCUACAAAGGGCUUCAAAUGAGCUGCGUGUUGUUGCUGGCUUUGUUGUGAUUUGUUAUCUAAGUGGAGUCACCAUGCAAAUGGCUAACGUGAGAAAGGGAUCGUCAUUUAGAUGGCGAUCUCUUUGAUGAUUGUUAGUUUAAGUUGCUAACAUCUCAGGUGGGUUUAAUUGGCUGCCAGGAGCUAUCACGAGUUUGCGUUGCUUGUUUGUCUGGUGCGCGUAUUUGGUACAUAGGUCGACAGCUCUAAGCUUUGCCGACCAGAAGCUCACAAAAAUGAAGAAGCAACCGGGACCAGUCCAGAUCGUCACUGUCUGCAAGGAAGAGCAUUCCUUUGCCUUGGACACUGAAGCGUUGGCCCAGGUUCUGUUGGCACCUGAGGUCCGAGACAAGCAUGUGGUUGUUCUGUCAGUGGCUGGAGCCUUCAGGAAGGGGAAAAGCUUCCUGCUGGAUUUCAUGCUCCGAUACAUGUACAGGAAGGAUGAUGACAACUGGCUGGGGGAGGAUGAUGAGCCGCUCACUGGAUUUUCUUGGAGAGGAGGCUCAGAGCCGGAAACGACCGGCAUCCAGCUCUGGAGUGAGGUCUUCCCUGUCCAAAGGAGUGAUGGGUCUGAGGUUGCCGUAGUGUUGAUGGACACUCAGGGGGCUUUCGAUAAUGAGUCCACUGUGAAAGACUGCGCCACCAUCUUUGCUCUCAGCACCAUGACCAGUUCCAUACAGAUCUACAAUCUGUCGCAGAACAUUCAGGAGGACGAUCUGCAGCAGCUCCAGCUCUUCACUGAGUACGGGCGUCUGGCCAUGGAUGAAAUCUUCCUCAAGCCCUUUCAAUCUUUGAUGUUCCUCAUCCGGGACUGGAGUUUUCCCUAUGAAUACACUUACGGCUUCAAGGGAGGCAAUGACUUCCUGGAUAAACGGUUGCAGGUGAAGGACGCUCAACACGAGGAGUUGCAAACCGUGAGGGAGCACAUCCAUUCUUGCUUCACCAAGAUUUCCUGCUUCCUUUUGCCUCACCCGGGGUUGAAGGUCGCCACCAACCCUUCUUUUGAAGGUCAACUGAAAGAGGUCGCCCCAGAAUUCAAAGAGCAGCUCAGGAGCUUGAUUCCAAAACUGCUGCACCCAGACAAUCUGGCUGAGAAAGAAAUAAACGGCAAUAAAGUCACCUGCAUGGGGCUGCUGGAGUUCUUCAAGGCUUACAUCAAGAUUUACCAGGGAGAGGACUUGCCCCAGCCGAAGACGAUGCUCAUGGCUACAGCCGAAGCUAAUAACCUGGCAGCAGUGGCUGCAGCCAAAGAUCUGUAUUACAAGAACAUGGAGAAGAUUUGUGGAGGAGACCUGCCGUAUGUGGCCCCCGAGUCUCUGGAGGAGAAGAAUCAGUUCUUUUGCCGCGAGGCUGUUCACACCUUUUCCUCCACCAAGAAGAUGGGGGGACAGGAGUUCUGCGACCGUUACCGUGCCCAGCUGGAGUCGGAGUUGGAGGAAAUGUGGCAGUCGUACAGCAAACACAACGAGUCUAAGAACCUCUUCAACGCGUUCCGCACCCCAGCUGUGCUGUUUGUCCUGGUUUGCUUCCUCUACGUUCUCUCCGGCGUGCUGCUCUUCAUCGGCCUGUCCACCUUCGCCCUGGUGUGUGACUGCACCCUGGGCGUGGUCAUGAUGGCCAUGCUGACGUGGGCCUUCAUCCGCUACUCCGGCCGUUACCGGCAUGUGGGAGGAGCCAUUGACCAGGCAGCCGGUGUCGUCUUGGAGCAGGCGACGGUGGCGUUGAACAAGUCGAGGGCGUCGAGCGUCAAGCAGAAAUCCAGUUAAAGGACUUCUGGUUUGGACCCCGGCUCACAGCACAAAGCCCCAUUCAGCACUAGAAGCCUUAUCAUCCCACUCCCUGGACCAAACAUGGCAUUGGCUUACAUUGCAGCGGAGCAAAGACGCACAACAAGAAGAGCACUUUCACCAGCAUCCAAACAUGCUGCCGCCAUUUUACAAGUUUACAUCCAGUCUUAAAACAAACACUUAUGAAACACUGCAGGUGGCUUGAUCAUAAAUUGGCUCAGGCCAAAGUAAAACUAUUUUGUGAAAGAAUGACCAAAAAGCUUGCUUCAAUGUCAGUUUACUCUGCCGCUUCACACCUCUUACUUGGCCUUACAUUCCUAAGUACUAGCUUGCAUCGGUUUGGAGAACAGAGUUGAGAUACGCGCUUUUUACGGAACUAAGCAGAGGCUUUGCUAUUUUCGCUAAUGUGUCUCUUUUUAAAUUUUGAUACUGAACAAAAUACUUCAGUCUUCAUUUGUACUCCAAAGAUGACUCGACUGCUGCAUUGCACACACACCAUGAGAACACCAGAGACCGAGCUCUGUGGAGCUGGUGUAUAAACAACACGGUGUCGCAUGGUUGUGUUGGCAGGAGCAUGAAGGUGGGGGUGGCUACUAACAUUCAGGUGUGUCAGUGUCGGCCGGCAUGCUUCGGUGUAUGCUAACUUGGGGCCACUAUGCAAUUUUGAAUACUUGAUGAUGUCAUUCCAUCUGUAAACAAUUGCUGACUGUUUGACUGUGCAUAGAUCACAACAAAGUGUUUUGGGCUUUGAAGCACGUUCGGUGGCAGGUGGUAUUGAUUAUUCACUUUCCAUGAUAAAUGGAACAUGGAGGCAGGGGGAACAUUUGUUUGCCCUCUAUGUUUGUGUCACACACACACACACACACACACACACACCAAACAAACCAUGCCUAACACACGACAAAUACAGUACCUUCAUGUAGCAUCUCUGCCAGUGUUAAGGGCCACGGAUGAGCACUUUUUCUGUCUUUUCCCACCCGAGGUAAUCCCGGUUUAACAGCGCCAUCUGGUGCUUGAUGCACACGUCUUGUUCCAAAACUCAAUAAAUGCAUGUAAAGUUGUAGUCAUGGCGAUCUCUUGAUGGGGAGCUGUGGCCUUUAGGAUACUGGUUUACGAUAAUAAACAGCUUGGAAAAAGUC
Messenger RNA from Synchiropus splendidus (mandarinfish), 2974 nucleotides. RefSeq names its product atlastin 3 (gene atl3). Gene Ontology annotation, biological process: endoplasmic reticulum organization; protein homooligomerization. NCBI's taxonomy places the organism in Eukaryota, Metazoa, Chordata, Actinopteri, Syngnathiformes, Callionymidae. The record is from RefSeq and is a predicted model, not a curated record. Bases 285 to 1814 code for a protein of 509 amino acids. The transcript has 14 exons. Gene Ontology annotation, molecular function: GTP binding; GTPase activity.